GUGUUCGCAUAGCAUAGCGGAUUUAUUCUAACCUUUUCCCACCUGGAAAAAACUGGGUUCAAGUGUCUUCGGCAAUCGCAAAGCAACAUUGCGUCUUCACAGACUGUCAUGCCACUCUCAGAGCAAGCCUAUACUCGUAGGAACGGGGCUGGUGAUGGUAGUGGUGGUGGUGGUGGUGGUGGUGGUGGCGGCGGCAGUGGUGAUUGCAAAGGCUCUGGUGUGGAGAUUGCAGAUGGAGAGCGGGGCUGUGUGCAUGGAAGUGGAGAGGAGCGGAAAGGAGCCUGGAGAAAAAAGGCUGUCAUAGUUGCUCAGAAGAACCGCCAAAUCAGAGAGCAGGGGAGAUUUCAUUGGAGGAAUGCCUUCACCAGCAAUUAAUCCUGUCAUAUUGCAAGAAAAUUGUAAACGUUCUCGCCAGAAACUGUCUGCCCAUUGCAGCUAAUGGAACACAACACACACGAAGCGACCCGCUCUUCUGCUCUCUACCAAAGGCGCCUGGUGCAGAGACACACAGACCCACACACAGACACAGACACUCCGCGCGCACACACGGGCACACACACACGCACACGCACACGCGCCAGCCUGAGGGUUGGCCAGAGUCUUGCAACCGCAGAUCCCGCUAGGAAAUAGCCACGGGCACCCCUAAAUCGGUGCCGCCGCCACUCCGGUUACUACUUUCCCCGGCACUUGGGCGAAGAAAUGCAUCCCGCCCAGCUCGCGGGUCCCUGCAGAUCAAGGGAGAAAGCGAGCGGGCUGCUGGCUUAGGAAGCUGAGCCCUCCCUGCGCAGCGCAGCUCGCGCCGGAGCCGGCCCGCCGCCCCGAACCCGCUACCAGCUCCCCGCGCCCGCGCCCGCGCCCGCGCCCGCGCCCGCCGGCCGCGCCGAGGAAGUCGCCCUCCGGGGAGGCACCGGAGCCAGACCCGCCGCAGGUUUAGAUGUUUAUUUGGCUACUUGGCUACUGAUUAGAGAACACAAAAUGAACAACUCAACAAACUCCUCUAACAAUGGCCUGGCUCUGGCCAGUCCUUAUAAGACAUUUGAAGUUGUGUUUAUUGUUCUCGUGGCUGGAUCCCUCAGUUUGGUGACCAUUAUUGGGAACAUACUGGUCAUGGUCUCCAUCAAAGUCAACCGCCACCUCCAGACCGUCAACAAUUACUUUCUGUUCAGCUUGGCCUGUGCUGACCUCAUCAUUGGCGUUUUCUCCAUGAACUUGUACACCCUCUACACUGUGAUUGGCUACUGGCCUUUGGGACCUGUGGUGUGUGACCUGUGGCUAGCUCUGGACUAUGUGGUCAGCAAUGCCUCCGUGAUGAAUCUGCUCAUCAUCAGCUUUGACAGGUACUUCUGUGUCACAAAGCCGCUCACCUACCCUGUCAAGCGGACCACGAAAAUGGCAGGCAUGAUGAUUGCAGCUGCCUGGGUCCUCUCCUUCAUCCUCUGGGCUCCGGCGAUCCUCUUCUGGCAGUUCAUUGUAGGGGUGAGAACUGUGCAGGAUGGGGAAUGCUACAUUCAGUUCUUCUCCAAUGCUGCUGUCACCUUUGGCACUGCCAUUGCAGCCUUCUACUUGCCGGUGAUCAUCAUGGCUGUGCUCUACUGGCACAUAUCCCGAGCCAGUAAGAGCAGGAUAAAGAAGGACAAGAAGGAGCCUGCGGCCAACCAAGAUCCAGUGUCUCCAAGUCUGGUCCAAGGACGGAGAGUGAAGCCAAACAACAACAACACACCUGGCAGUGAUGACGGCCUGGAACACAACAAAAUGCAGAAUGGCAAAGCCCCCCGAGAUGCCGUGACUGAAAACUGUGUCCAGGCGGAGGAGAAAGAAAGCUCCAAUGAUUCCACCUCUGUCAGUGCUGUCGCCUCUAACUUGAGAGAUGAUGAAAUAACCCAGGAUGAAAACACCGUUUCUACUUCCCUGGGCUAUUCCAAAGAUGAGAACUCGAAGCAAACGUGUAUCAAAAUCGUCACCAAGACCCAGAAAGGGGACUCGUGUGCCCCGACCAAUACCACAGUGGAGCUAGUUGGUUCUUCAGGUCAGAAUGGAGAUGAAAAACAAAGCAUGGUAGCUCGCAAGAUUGUGAAGAUGACGAAGCAGCCUGCCAAAAAGAAGCCCCCUCCUUCCCGGGAAAAGAAAGUGACCAGGACAAUCUUAGCGAUUCUGCUGGCUUUCAUCAUCACGUGGGCCCCCUACAACGUCAUGGUGCUUAUCAACACCUUCUGUGCACCCUGCAUCCCCAGCACAGUGUGGACCAUUGGUUACUGGCUUUGCUACAUCAAUAGCACCAUCAACCCCGCCUGCUAUGCACUUUGCAAUGCCACCUUCAAGAAGACCUUCAAGCACCUUCUCAUGUGUCAUUACAAGAACAUAGGCGCAACGAGGUAAAACAUUUUUGGGACAAAGGAACCAGGUGGUCAAGGGGAACUUGGGGAGAAGAAGAGGAGUCAAAGAGCUAGUUUUAAAAUCUCUGCCAUUGCACUUUAUAGUCUUAUUAGGGAUGUGCAAUUAAGGAGCUCAAAAGGGACGCUCUCUUGUGCCUACGCUCCAGUCUGAGAAACUCUCACCUCAUGAGCCCUGCCAAUGUAGGAGCAAUGAGACCACAAAAGCCACACGGUGGGAAUGUGGAUGUAAGGAUGCUCUACAUUUUCUCAGUCUCUUGGAGAAGGGCUUUCGAAUCUGCAAUUUUAUCAGUUUCUGCACAAGAAGAAGAAUAACCUUUGUUGUUAUUCCCACGUGUCUUUAUAAGUGGAUGAAAGGCUACGGUUACAAGCUAACAUGGAGACUUACACAUAAAGAAAUAGACAUUAUGCCACAGAGCAGUAAAGAAAUAAAACAAACAAACAAAAAAAAGAGUGUAGAAACAACCUCAGAGUGCUAAGCAUAUAUUGCUCUUUUCUUAUGGUUUUACGCGGAGGGUUGCAAUAUUAUAAAUACUUAUAUUUUAUCUUUGCUUUUCCUAACAUCAAAAGAAAACAAAAGCCCAAUGAGAUCAUAUCGUUAUUUUUCUUGCUCUGGCACUGUUUUUGUACUGUUCUGCACUGUGUAAGGACAAAUUAUAGAGGACUUUCACUAAACCAGAGACAGCCAUGAAAAGGGGGCACUUCACCCUUGAUCACUGUGUCCUUUGCCUUUCUCGUGGUACAAAAGCCUAUAAGGAUAUAGUUCAGUUAUGAUCCUUUAUGGGAAAUGGUUUCACUAAUCUGGUUUUCUCUCAAACUAGCCUCUUAUUUUAAUAGAAUAGUCUCCCUAAUAGAUAAACAUGUUUGAGAAGCCAAAGUUAUUUUUUUAAUAUAUUUUAUUGAUUUUUUUUACAGAGAGGAAGGGAGAGGGAUAAAGAGUUAGAAACAUUGAUGAGAGAGAAACAUCGAUCAGCUACACACUCCCUAUUUGGUAUGUGUCCACACCAAGGUACAUGCCCUUGACUGAAAUCAAAUCUUGAACCCUUGAGUCCGCCGGUCGAUGCUCUAUCCACUGAGCCAAACCGGUCAGGGCUAUUUUUUUUUUUUUAAUUGAGGUUUCAUCAAGUUAAAUAAUUGUCAUUACAGUUGGAGAAAGUUUACUGAGGCCAGACAAAUUUUGAGAUAAGAAAAUGGGGAGUUGAAAGAACAUUCUAUUUCAUCUUGAAUCUGCCUGACCUGCAUAUAAAAUGUUAACUUGUAAAACAUGAACUUCUGGCCUUUGUCAGCAGGAAGAUGCUGCUGCUUUUUCAUUUUGAAUUCUGAAUAGAAUUAAUAUACUCCUGUAGCACCAGUGACCUCUGGGUCAGUCCCAAGGAAGUAAGACCUUCCCCUCAAUGCUUCCUGAAAGCCAUUCAGCUCAUAAGGCUGUUUAUAACCAUCCUAUGAUCCAAUGGAGAGAAGAAGAAAAAAUAAACAAUUAGAAAACAUUUAUUGAAACCAUGUAUUCCAAAUUCCUCAAUUGUCAAGUCUCCCUAAAAAAUUUUAACUUCAAAAUUCCAUCAAUAGAAGUAUAGUAGUCUUUGUGACUGACAUGUAGUGGGUAACUUAAACAGAGGCCAGGUGAGAUCAGCAGAAUCUGAAACAAGAAUGUAGUGGUUGUGCCUGGGUCAUUCUCACAUUUCUCUAAUACUAGGCCAUAAGAAUGUCAUGUCGGGAACUAAUACCCAAACAGUGGCUUUAAAUAAUCUUGUCCAUGUGGAUAGUUUUUAUAUGGUACCCCAAAUAAAUGUAAGAUUAUAUUAUUCAUGAUUUAAUUAAUUAUUUUCAUUUCCCCUUUGUUUUACUAUAUUUUCUGUAGUCUUCCAAUUAGAUUUUCUAAAGAUGAUCCAAUCAAUAGAAAUAAAAGUUACAAAAGUGUUUUUUUUCAAAUUUCAUAUUCUGCCUUUAGGUUUCUGGUCUUCACCUUGGCCAGUUAUAUAUCUAUGUGAGCUGCAUGAUGACUUAAUCAGUAUUAGCAUUAGCAAUUUAGUUAUUUUGUGUGACUUGCCUCAUUGAUGGCAUCUCAACAAUUUUGAGAGUUAACCAAAAGCACAACACAAACAACAACAAAAAGAACAGCCAGGAAGAAGAAAAUUGCCAACAAUGUUUUAACCCUAACUUUAUCAAAAUAACCUCCUAGUUGUAUAACUUUAGUUACUCCCCCCCAAAAAAAAUCUUCCAUGUAAAAACACACAGCAUCAUUUCAGACAGAUUACUUCAUACUACAAUGACUUCAAUGUAAACUUUUACAUUUUAAAUUGAUAUUUAUUUGUAUUUUAUUUUUUCAAAUCCAGGAAUAAAUUGUGUGGAAGGAGCAUCAAGCCCAUAGAGUGUUUGGUUCCCUGUAAACAAAACAGUUGACUGGCUGAAUGUUUCACUUGUUAACUUGCGCUAUUAUGAUGUAGAUUCAGCUUUAGUGGAAUGAACUCUUUGGAUCCAAGGAUUGAGGAUUCCAGACUCUGAUCUCUUGUAUGCAACAAUCCAGAUCACUUUGAGUCAAAUUGCCCGUUACUCCUCAUUGUCAUUGCAUCCUUCCUUCUGUUCCUUUUAUUUUUGGUCUUCACCACCUGUUAUUGAAAGAGAAACCAUCAAGAAUUAAAGAAAGGAAUUGAAGAUAGACUGAAACAUCUUGGAAGUUUUGUCAACCAGAAUUUUUUAAAAAAUGGAAGAAUACCAAAAAUGGUAGAUUAUUAGACAGAUAUAGAGACUGUAUUCAAAGGUUUGCAUUCAUUACUGCUGGAUUUAUCUAUUUCAGUGGCUUUCGACUGGGGAUGAUUUUGCCCCCCUCCCAGGGGACAGUUAAUAAUGGUUUUGGUUGUCACAUCUUAGGGAAGGGCUAUUGGCACCUAGUGGAUAAAGGCCAAGGAUGCCUCUAAACAGCUUACACAGGAUAGCCUCACCCACCCACCCCCAUUAAAAAAUAUUGUAUUUGGCUCAAAAUGUCAAUAGUGCAGAAGUUGAGGAACCCUGGUCUGUUUCAAGGGAUUCUAGAGCUUGCUUUGUAUAAAUGGAAAAAUAAUCCUGUAUGCAUAUUGCUCACCUGUUUGAAAAAGGUCAUGCUCACCAAUCAUGUAUCAUACGCUGAGUCUGGUGUAUUUGUAAUUCAUAGACUGGGAACACAGGCCACGUCUACAUAUCCAGAACCACCAGACCAGGUACAUAGCACAUUGUUUCCAUCAUCUUAGUGCCUAAUUAGAUUGCCACAAUAUCCAGUCAAUUGAGGUUUCAGUAGUUGGCCAUUAAAAUGGUUGCAUUGACAUAGUCAGUUUCUAUUGGAGUUAACGGUUGUCCUUUCAAAAACAUUAAGGGCCUCUUUCAGAAGCAGUAUGAUUCAUCUCCUUUGUUUCUACUGGAAAGGUGACUAUCAGUCAAGAAUUUCUUCUUGUAGCAAUAAUGUAAAUAUCACAGAGUGGUCUUAUAAGAAGAGGAGAUUAAAUAUGUGAAAAAACCAGGUUAUUUCUUGAAAAAAAGAAAAGAAAAGAAAGGAUUGCCUUUUUACCAGUUCAUCAUUAAUUUAAUGGCUGAUCCCAAGUGUUAAGAUAAAAUAUAGUAAGUCACUUUACAUUUGUCCAAACCCAUAGAAUGUACAACACCAAGAAGGAACCCUAAUGUUAACUAUGGACAUUUGGUGAAAAUCCAGCCAUUAUAACAAAUGCACUACUCUGAUGCAGAUGUUGGCAGUGGGGGACUCUGUGCUUGUGUGGGGACCAGAGGGAAUAUAAACACUCUCUGUACCUUUCACUCAAUUUUGCUGUGAAUCUAAACCUGCUCUAAAA
Pipistrellus kuhlii (Kuhl's pipistrelle) is the source of this 6205-nucleotide messenger RNA. RefSeq names its product cholinergic receptor muscarinic 2 (gene CHRM2). Gene Ontology annotation, cellular component: plasma membrane; synapse; dendrite. NCBI's taxonomy places the organism in Eukaryota, Metazoa, Chordata, Mammalia, Chiroptera, Vespertilionidae. Gene Ontology annotation, biological process: regulation of smooth muscle contraction; regulation of heart contraction; G protein-coupled receptor signaling pathway, coupled to cyclic nucleotide second messenger. The transcript is spliced from 3 exons. The coding region runs from base 976 to 2376 and encodes 466 amino acids. Gene Ontology annotation, molecular function: G protein-coupled serotonin receptor activity; G protein-coupled acetylcholine receptor activity. The record is from RefSeq and is a predicted model, not a curated record.